Molecule: messenger RNA, 300 nt
Organism: Acomys russatus (golden spiny mouse)
Lineage: Eukaryota; Metazoa; Chordata; Mammalia; Rodentia; Muridae
Gene: Pate4
Product: prostate and testis expressed 4
Exons: 3
Coding region: 1-300 (99 amino acids)
Source: RefSeq, a predicted model, not a curated record
AUGAAUCCAGUGACAAAAAUCGGCACACUGCUCAUAUUGACCUUAUCUAUUCUCUGCUCUGUGGAGGGCCUGAUCUGCAAUAUCUGUGAGAGAUCAGUAAAUUCAAGAUGUAAACUUUCCCGGAGCACGUGCUUAGCAAAGCUUGGUCAGAGAUGUUCCACCAUAUCGUACUUCUACGGACCAAAGCAUGUGUACUCAAGGCAAUUGUGUAUGUCUGGCUGCAAGGAAAUGCAGACCUACAACGGAAUGAAAUUGACUUACAUAAUGUGUUGUGACAAAAACUUGUGUAAUACUUUCUAG